ACACCGAUACGUUUUCAAUGCACUUGUCAAAUUUGCCAAACGUCACAAAAACCGUAAAUGUGAUUUCACCAAUAAACAGAGUUAAGUGGAAAGUACUCUUAUCGAUAUUAUCAUGUAGAUAAUAACGACAGACUUUCGAUCUUUGGCCGGGGAUAGUUAUGUCUGGGGGCGAAAGAAAAAAGAAAAACACCCGGUCGCAGGGGUGGGAAGAGGCAGGGUCUGAGUUCUAUCAGGAAAGCUAUCCAGGAGAUGCGGAAAUCGAAGUUUUAUGUAAGGACCCCAAGCGUUUAGCCACUUUGUUACCCAGCAAACAGACUCGAGCGAUAGCCGCCACUCUGCGUUUACGCACAAAUGAUACCAGAACCAAUAAGAGUACUCUCAGGAGGUAUCCGACUUCAAGGUCCAGGCGUGAUUCUACAGCGCACAGGCGGCCUUCCCUAGCCGGAGAAGUACAGGUUUCAAUGUUGCCAGAUUUGUCAGAAAUGAAAUCUGAUGAACAGACUGCCUGGGAGGAAAUAAUGAAGCUGAAAGGGUUGCCGCUGCAUAUGUCGGAGAAAAGAGAACAGAAAAGCAAGAUUAUGAGCGAACCCAACUUACUCCUGCAGGGAUUCGAGCAGUUCAAGUGGAGACGCAGAAAAGCAUGGCACCAGUUUAGUGUACAAAUGAAAGAGGUAUAUCAUAAAGUGCAGCUGUGGAGAAAAGACAUAAACCUGAUCGAGGGCAAUUUCGGGACCGGGGUGGUUGUGUUCUUCCAUUUCUUGAAGUGGCUCUUCUGUCUAAACCUCUUUAUAUUUCUGCUGGUUGUUUUGUUUGUCACUCUGCCCACAGUUAUACUCGACGAUGACAAAAAUCAGGUGUGCCAUAGUAACUCUACCAGCAAUUCCUCAUGCUUCUAUGACUAUUAUUGUUCUGUCCGUGAAUCAAAUUUGAUUCUGGAGUUGAUACAGGGUACAGGGAGGUUGGAGAAAACCAUUCUUUUUUAUGGGUUCUAUGCGAAAGAGACAUUCCCCUAUCAUGUAGGUGGCACACUGCUGUAUUACGACCUACCUUUAGCCUACAUCCUGGUGGCCAUUGUUUAUUUUCUAAUAUCCUUGGCAGCCAUAAUUAAAACGGGCGCGAAACGUUUUAAGGAGCGCUUGGUCGAAGGAGAGGGGCAAUUUUAUCAGUACUCCAAUUUGCUUUUCGGCGGGUGGGAUUUUUGCAUACACAACGCGAAGUCGGCCAGAAUUAAGCACAAAGCCAUCUACAGCGAGAUACGGGCGCUGCUGGAAACCGAAAAGCUGGAAGAGGAACGUCAGAGCCGGUCCCGUAAUGAGAGGUACCGCAUAUUCUUCUGCAGGUGUCUCGUGAACAGUACCGUGUUGGCGGUACUGCUGGUAUGCGGGGCCGCCAUCUAUUUCAUCUUUGACUGGUCCAACACCCAACUCGCCUCGUUGGUCGACUUCUCGACUACCGAGCAGAAACUUUUGCAGCUGUUUUACGAGUUCCUGCCGUCGAUGACGAUAGUAUCGAUGAAUAUGGUGAUACCAUACGUGUUCACGUUUCUGGUGAGUUAUGAGAAUUACAGUCCAUUGUUCGUCAUUCGGCUCACUCUCAUACGAACGGUACUGUUGCGUCUCGCUUCCUUGAUGGUUCUGUAUGCUUCCCUGUACAACAAGAUCAGUUGCGAUGUCAAUAUCGCGGAAACGGAGUGCGUCGCGAGCGAAUGCGGAACGCCUACAUGCUGGGAAACAUACGUCGGUCAGCAGAUAUACAAAUUACUGCUGACCGACUUCGCGACGCACCUCGUGAUGACGUUCGUGGUGAAUUUUGGACGGGCUUUCCUCGCCAGGCACCUGGACAAUAAAUUCUUCAGGUUCGUCGGCGAACAGAGCUUUGACUUGCCUCGUCACGUCCUCGACGUCGUCUACACCCAGACUCUGUGCUGGGUGGGGAUAUAUUUUGCGCCCCUGCUCUCCGCCCUCGCCACCAUUCUGUUCUUUCUCCUGUUUUAUAUUAAAAAGUUCGCGUGUAUGGUCAACUGCAAACCCAGCAUGGUCGUGUACCGCGCUUCGCGUUCCUAUUCUAUGUUCAUGAUCGUCCUUCUCGUUUCGUACGUGGUGGCACUGGUGCCUAUCGCUUUCGUCGUGUCCGAAUUGACGCCGAGUAGGUCGUGCGGCCCCUUCCGGAGUUUGCCCUCCGUAUGGAAUUUAAUCGAGGAAACGUUCGGGAAGACUCCUAUUUGGGUACAGGGCGUCGCCGCGUUUAUUCCGACGGCCGGCUUUGCCAUUCCCUUGUUCAUCGUGUUGAUUUUGUCGCUUUAUUAUUACACUGCCGUUAAUUCGGCCAACAGGCACAUGGUGACCGUAUUGAAGAAUCAACUGGUUCUCGAAGGACACGACAAACAGUUUCUCAUCAACAGACUAUACAUGUUUAUCAAACAGGAGAACGACAAACAUCAGAAAAUGGGUGUGCGGGUGAGAGAGGGCGACAGACAUGCCAGCAACUAAUUACUAACCUUCAGUUUGGACGCGUCUUCGCGUUUCCCUUGGUUACGCACGGCUUAAAUUGACCCGCUAGCCGCUAAGUGGGGGGGGGGGGGGUGUAUACCCUAAUACUCACAUUGACAAUUGCCAGCCCUGUAUAUAUACACCUAAAGUUGGCUUCUGAAUUGUUUUCGGAAACGGCACAUGUUCUCUCCUCUGCAUCAUAAAAUUUCGCACCCGGAUUUCCACAGACAAAAUUUAUCAACUGAUAGCACCGGUUUCACACAGCUGUCAAACACGCGUAUAGUUCGUUUCGCAGGGGUAAAUAUUUAUGUCAUAUUUUUUUGACAAAUUUGAUAAUUAUUUUAACUCUAAAAACACCUUUUUUAUAUUUUGAAUUGACAAGCCUUUUUCGUAAUGUUCUUUCAGUCUAUUUUUGAACUUCUGCACCUGUUAAAAAAAGUAAGACCUAUAGGCCCCUUUUGAAAUGAAUUAUUGAUGAGGGCAGUGGACAUCCUGUAUAUAAUUUAGAAAAUUACCGCAAUGUAUAAAGCUAACAAUGCAUACUGAGAGAACAGUAUCUUGGAUAUAUUAGAAUGUAAAAAAAAAUUUUAGUUCCAAUUCCAUCCACAAGUUAACUUAGGUCUUAGCGAAGAGAGUAUUCUAUGUUUUACAAUUUUAUAUGUAUGUAACUUACGUGGAAAAAUGUGAUUUUGUUGUUGACCAAUUUUAAGUAGUUACUCGAUAUUCAAAUACCGAGUAUGUAUUCCAUUAUGCUUCCGCCUCAAGGCGAACUUGUAUCAGAUCUCCGUAAAUCAGUCAGCCAUAUGUAGUAUUAUUGUUUUUAUAUGAUGUCUUUAUAGUUCUUUUGUGUUUUUAAAGGAAAUUAGACGUUAUCGAUACGUAAAAUAUAUUUGUGAUAUUUUAUAAACCAAUUGUUUGGUUUAUAACCAACUGACUUUAGUUAAGGUGUCAAGAAAAUGUCAUUUCCAUUGUCUCUAGUCACUGUACAAGAUAAACGAUAUCAAUUUGAUUUAUAUUGUAUUACCACAAAUUAAAAUAUAUUA
Cylas formicarius (sweet potato weevil) is the source of this 3532-nucleotide messenger RNA. Its product is annotated as transmembrane channel-like protein 7. The transcript is spliced from 3 exons. NCBI's taxonomy places the organism in Eukaryota, Metazoa, Arthropoda, Insecta, Coleoptera, Brentidae. The coding region runs from base 159 to 2489 and encodes 776 amino acids. The record is from RefSeq and is a predicted model, not a curated record. Gene Ontology annotation, molecular function: mechanosensitive monoatomic ion channel activity. Gene Ontology annotation, cellular component: plasma membrane.